UUUCACCGCUACCCGAAGUCAUCGAGGCUACGAAAAUCUUGGGUAAUUAAGUUAAGAAUGGGGAAAGCACCAACAGCGUCCGCCCUCGUAUGCAGCAAGCACUUUCAAGAGGAAGAUUUCGUUUACCCGGUCUACAAGAUCCUCGGUUACAAGUUCCGAAAAUUAUCGGCGGACGCAAUUCCGUCGGUGAAUCUUCCCGUGCGUCCACACGACGUCAGGCGGUCAUGCGAGGGAUCGGCGAAGCGGCGACGUGAAAGGGGCACCCCUGCGUGCCCUCCCCCGCUGCCACAACUUCCAACCUCCACACAGCAGGAUUUCCUGACAACACAGGGAAACGAGGGUGCUUCGGUCAGCUCUCCAGACGAGCAUUCUGCAGCGGAAGCACGGCAGAUUGGACUUAUGGAAAACAGUAGUUUGUUGAUUCAGACACUCCACACCACUUCAACCUCGUCUGAAACGUCAUUGUGCGGCUCAACGGCAACACGAUCCAAUGCCCCAGUGGUCCCCGACGAGAGUCCUGGGGAACACCUCGCAAAUGGUGAAGAGCUCGCUACAGAGCUUGAGGAGUUCCAGAGAGAGAUUGGGAUCCAGGUCGACACCACAAGUUGCCCAUCCAAGCGGGAGCAGCUGAUCACAAUCUCUAAAAUUCCGGAUGAAAAGGGAUUGGUUGUAUUGACAGGAGUGUGCUCCUUCGAGCUCUUCUACAACAUUACAGAACUGUACACGGAGGCGCGUGUGCUCCAAACAACCCGCACAUUCUGCUUAAGCAAUGAUGAUGCCGUCCUCCUGACCUUUAUGAAGUUGUACCAUGAUGUCACAUUUUCGCUAUUGGCAGUACUGUUCGGUGUGCACCGUACCACAAUUUCCAACAUCUUUAAAGAGUCUGUUGUGAUUCUUUCAAGCAUACUUGAACAUGCAAUUUUCUGGCCCGAAAAAGAUGUCGUGGUCAGCUGCCUCACAACCUACUUCCGCGAGUACAAAGACACAAGGAUGGUGCUCGAUUGCACAGAAGUAGAAAUCGAGAGACCGAAGGACCUAAUGUCGAGGCUGCUGACCUACAGUCAUUAUAAGCGGACAUACACAGCGAAGGUUCUCGUGAGUGAGACGCCAGGUGGCUUGAUUAGUUAUGUGAGCCCAGCGUAUGGUGGGAAAGCAUCUGACACCCAUAUCACAAAACAGUGCCAGCUACUUGACAAGUGUAUCCCACACGUCGACAGCGUCAUGGUCGACAAAGGCUUUCUUAUCAAUGAACUCUGUAGAGAGAAGAAUAUCAAAAUGGUCAGACCACCUUUUCUGAUGGAAAAACAGCUCACAGCAGAUGAAGCGAGGGCUAAUCAGUCUAUUGCAAGUGCCCGUGUGCAUGUGGAAAGAGCAAUACAAAGAAUGAAGCUCUACCGUAUUUUGAAAACCCGAUUCGACCUGGAUCUCGUACCAUACAUUGACAUGAUUUUUACUGUAAUCACCGGCACAGUGAACCUCUCCAAGCCCUUGUUCAGCGAAAACAAGUUUCUAUUCAAGGGUGGUCAUAAUGGGCUCGCCUGUUAA
This is a messenger RNA of Ixodes scapularis (black-legged tick), 1545 nucleotides long. RefSeq lists its product as uncharacterized. The record is from RefSeq and is a predicted model, not a curated record. Lineage: Eukaryota; Metazoa; Arthropoda; Arachnida; Ixodida; Ixodidae. The transcript has 5 exons. The coding region runs from base 58 to 1545 and encodes 495 amino acids.